AUGGUCUUCUCAAGGCUCUUCCCGGGCGGCGACAAGUCGGGCGGCGCCGAGACCGCCGUCCGCGCCGACCCCGAGGCCAGCGACUCGGAGCCCUCCAUCAUCCACGACGGCGACCUCGCCUACACGAGGGUCAAGGGCGGCAACGGCUCCAAGCCGUCGUACCAGGAGGCCGUCGGCGCCCCAGUCGAGUCCUCCUCGCCCCUGGGCUACCACGUCAACUGGAUCGCCAUCAUCUUCCUUAACAUCAACAUGAUGGUCGGCACCGGUGUCUUUUCCACUCCCGCCAGUAUUCUCAACAGGACCGGCUCUAUCGGUCUCGCCCUCAUGUACUGGGUCAUCGGCUUCCUCAUGGCCUCGGCCGGUUUCAGCGUCUACCUCGAGCUGGCCAGUUACUUCCCCAGCCGCAGCGGUUCCGAGGUCGUCUACCUCGAGCAGGCCUACCCGCGCCCGAAGCACUUCUUCCCCGUGGCCUUUGCCGUCCAGUCUGUCAUUCUGUCCUUUAGCAGCAGUAACGCCGUCGUCCUGUCCAGAUAUCUCUGGAGAAUCGCGGGUACCACCCCUUCAGAGUGGCAGAUGCGCGGCGUCGCCAUCGCGGCUUACACGCUCGCCGUCAUCUGCGUCAUCGCGCACAACCGAUACUCUCUGUGGCUCGUCAACAUCAUCGGCGUCUUGAAGCUGACCACUCUGGUCUUCAUCAGCAUCGCCGGCCUCGUCGUCCUCGGCGGCAACGUCAGCCAUAUCCCCGACCCCCAGGCCAACUUCCGCAACGCCUUUGAGGGCACCACCUCCAACGGCAACGACCUCUCGGGCGCCCUCGUCAGCAUCGUCUUCUCCUACGCCGGCUACUACAACGCCUUCAACAUGACCAACGAGAUCAAGAACCCGAUCCCGACCCUCAAGAAGAACGGUGUCAUCUCCCUCGGCAUCGUCGCCGUCCUCUACAUGCUCUGCAACAUCGCCUACUUCGCCGCCGUGCCCAAGGCCGAGUUCGCCAAGGCCAGCGAGAUCGCCGCCGCCGUCUUCUUCUCCAAGCUCUUCGUCGGCAGCAGCGCCGCCGCCAACGUCCUCAACUUCCUCGUCCUGCUGAGCGCCUUUGGCAACCUGCUGGCCGUGCUGAUCGGGUCCUCGCGCAUGAUCCGCGAGAUUGGCCGACAAGGCGUGCUCCCCUUUACCAACUUCUGGGUCUCGACCAAGCCCUUCGGCACGCCCCUGGGCCCCUACCUGCUCAAGUGGACCAUGACCUUCAUCAUGAUCAUUGCGCCCCCCGCCGGCGAUGCCUUUUCCUUCGUCGUCGACCUGGCUAGCUACCCCAGCGCCAUCUUCAACUUCGCCAUGACCUUGGGUGUCUUCAUCAUCCGCCGCCGCCGCCAGCGUUCCGGCAUCGGCCGCUCCGAGUUCCGCGCCUGGGACAUUGUCGUCGCCUUCUUCCUCGCCAUCCAGGUCUUCAUCCUUGCCAUGCCCUGGUGGCCGCCCAAGGGCGGUCCCUACGCCGGCAGCGUCAGCUUCUGGUACGCGACCUACUGCGUCGUCGGCAUCGGCAUCAUCAUUCUUUGCAUCCUCUACUACAUCGUCUGGAUGUACGUCCUCCCCCGCUGGCUUAACUACGAGAUCCGCACCGAGAUCGUCGCCGUCGACGACAACGGCGCCAACACGCAACGCCUCGUCCGGGUCCCCAAGGCCGACGUCGCGCAGUGGGACGAGGAGCACGACGAGGCCGGCAACCUGCGGCGGCGACGCGUCACCACCGAGCUCGAGUCCAGCAACUCGAACGAGAAGGGCGGGUUCUGA
This is a messenger RNA of Colletotrichum destructivum, 1788 nucleotides long. Its product is annotated as Putative amino acid/polyamine transporter I. The record is from RefSeq and is a predicted model, not a curated record. Gene Ontology annotation, biological process: amino acid transmembrane transport. The coding region runs from base 1 to 1788 and encodes 595 amino acids. Gene Ontology annotation, molecular function: L-amino acid transmembrane transporter activity. Gene Ontology annotation, cellular component: membrane. The transcript has 7 exons. NCBI's taxonomy places the organism in Eukaryota, Fungi, Ascomycota, Sordariomycetes, Glomerellales, Glomerellaceae.